This is a messenger RNA of Knipowitschia caucasica, 525 nucleotides long. Lineage: Eukaryota; Metazoa; Chordata; Actinopteri; Gobiiformes; Gobiidae. The record is from the annotation of a GenBank genome assembly.
AUGGUCAUUACACUUCUUCGAGGUUCAGUGUACUGCAACUUUGUGGCGUUGUCGAGGACAUCUGGGAGUACACCAACCCAUACGCGCGGCCCAGAGCAAGGCGCGUGCGGGUUCUAUAUCCUAGGACCGGACCUAGUCUGUGCGAGCGAUGCUCUCUCCCAGGGGGUGCUUCGAGUGGUAUCGGAGUACACUAGUGCACUUGAGGUGACGGGGUGUGAUGCUCUAUCGUAUGAGAAGAGCGACGUGGCGUGGGACACGGCACAAGACUCCCCCUGGAGGCCCCGACCCGUCACUACACCCGCUGCUGCUCCGGGGCACGCGGGCAGGAUCCACGCCAGGGUCAGGGGUUCGCUGCAUGUCCUAAAAGCAAACGCUAACCUACUUUCCCUGCCUGCACACACACAACCAUGGCCACGGACCAGGAGGAGACCAGGAGGAGACCAGGAGGCUCGGAGUGGAAAGGCCACAGACCGAAGUUUGGGAAUCGGAUCGGACACCGCUGAGGGGCAGGGCAGGCGGCGUUAG